This is a messenger RNA of Colletotrichum orchidophilum, 399 nucleotides long. RefSeq lists its product as uncharacterized. The record is from RefSeq and is a predicted model, not a curated record. Lineage: Eukaryota; Fungi; Ascomycota; Sordariomycetes; Glomerellales; Glomerellaceae. The coding region runs from base 1 to 399 and encodes 132 amino acids. The transcript has a single exon.
AUGGCCGCCGAAACGCCCAAGACAGGGCACACCGCUCCACUUGAGCCGAGACCCAUUCCCGCAAUCCCAUGGGAGCACCAAAGACCACCUCCCCAAGAAUUGGAUCCAAAGGCCGAAGAAUUCCGAUGGGCAUACCACCGAGUCAAGCUGGUCAUCGAACUGUUGGAGUUCCGAUCGCAGAAGAAAAGGUCACUCUUUCGCGACGUACCGACUAGGCUCCGCCAAGCCCGACAGAAAAAGCGCACAAUGAAGAUGAUGAUAAUUGAGGCACACCGACAGUACAAGGAGCAAGAGAUGAUGGAUGGCGACGGGACGGGGACUCAAAUCAGGGAGGAAACGGUCUAUGAUACGGCUGAAGCAGGAGCAGGGAUGCCAACGAGAUUGAAAUUCACAGAUUGA